AGAAAGAGAGAGAGAGAGAAAAGAGAGAGAGAGAAAAAAAGAGGUGGGGAAGACUUAUGUUAAAUGUUUCAGGUCCGACCUGAGGAAACUCUACACUUCCAGCGCCUUCGAUACCAACACUCCCUUUGGAUUGCUCAAUAAGGUCUGGUUCGAAAUCUGCAUGUACUUCUGCACAAGGGGGAGGGAAAACCAGAGAGAAUUGGAGGAGGACUCCUUUGGCUUGGCCACAGAUGAGGACGGACGAAGAUUUGUCUAUUAUAAAGCAUGUGGACCUUACCACAGAUCUCGCUCAGUAACGUGGAAUAAGAAGAGGAUGGUGAAUGAUGAGGAGAACUUCCCUAGGAUGUAUGAGACAGGCACAGAUUUCUGUCCUUAUGCAAGUUUUGUUAAAUAUAUUUCCAAACGUAACCCUCUGUGUAAGGCUUUUUUUCAAAGACCAAGGGAUCAUUGCAAUGAAAGUGAUGUGACCUGGUAUGAGAACAAAGCCAUUGGGAAGAACCUGCUGGGCACCCGGAUGCAGAUGUUGUCCAAGGCGGCAAAGCUUUCUAAGACUUACACUAAUCACUGCAUAGGAGCAGUGUCCAUAGCCACCCUGAGCAGCAUCGCGGGCAUCGGCAGCAGGUUGGUCCCUCACAGAUCUCCCCCAAACACAAAUGGGUCCUGUCAUCUCGAGCAAUCGUCCCCUUUCACAAUCCAAAAUCACCAAGGAGAGAUCAUAGGGGUAAAAGUGGAAACAGCCAUGACCCCCACUCUUUACGAACCUGUGUACUCAGACGACACCUGUCGUCCACCCUCACAAAAAAGACUCUGCGUCCGGCCCUCAGAUUGUGUAGAUUCCCAGAUCGCGAGCCCAAACAGGAACAACCCACAGGAAUCUGUGCUUCGUGAAUCCGGUGGCCAGCCUGGACCCACUACACCUAUAAUCAUACCAACUAACCAGGACAGUCGACACAACAUGUCGAGACCUCUGCUGACGAGGUCUCCAGUGUCUCCGCUCAACAACCAGGGGAUCCCAACCCCAGCUCAGCUCACCAAAUCAAACGCCCCAGUGCACAUUGACGUGGGAGGGCACAUGUACACCAGCAGCCUGGCAACGCUCACCAAGUUCCCCGAAUCGAGAAUUGGCCGGCUUUUUGAUGGCACAGAACCCAUUGUGCUGGACAGCCUCAAGCAACACUACUUUAUCGAUCGAGAUGGUCAGAUGUUUCGUUACAUAUUGAACUUUCUUCGAACAUCAAGACUUCUUAUUCCUGACGAUUUCAAAGAUUACAGUUUGUUAUAUGAAGAAGCCAAAUACUUUCAGCUGCAGCCCAUGUUGGCGGAGCUAGAGCGGUGGAAACAGGAGCGGGAGUUGAGCAGGUUCUCUCGGCCAUGCGAGUGCCUGGUGGUGCGAGUGGCUCCAGACCUGGGAGAGCGCAUCACCCUGAGCGGAGACAAGUCCCUCAUAGAGGAGGUCUUCCCAGAAAUCGGGGACGUGAUGUGCAAUUCCAUCAACGCUGGCUGGAACCACGAUUCAACACACGUCAUCCGAUUCCCCCUGAACGGGUACUGCCACCUCAACUCUGUGCAGGUUCUGGAGCGGCUACAGCAGAAAGGCUUCGAGAUCGUGGGGUCUUGCGGAGGUGGUGUGGACUCCUCCCAGUUUAGCGAAUAUGUGCUGCGGCGGCAAAUCAGAAGGUUGUGUCGCGUUCCGCCGGUCAUUCGAAUAAAACAGGAGCCACUGGACUGAAACGGACACGUUUUACAGAGUGCAAAGAUCCCCACACAAAAAAAAUUCUAAAAAAAUAUUAAAAAAAAACAUAUUUCCUGUGCAUUUGGUAAAAGGUAUUGGACUGUUUGUUACCAAACUGAAUAUAGCAACAUGCCAUUUUUCCAGAAAACUGCAGCUGAGUCCACUUUGGAGCUUGUGGGAUAUCAAUGAAAUAUUUAUCAUUCUGUUUUUUGUUGUUUUUUUUGUUUUUGGAAGUGACUUGGCAUGACUUCAGGCGGCGUUUUCCACCCCCCCCCCUCCCCCCCACUAAAUUCAGAACCAACUUUGCAUUGAACGAAAGAGAGAGAGA
Callorhinchus milii (elephant shark) is the source of this 2060-nucleotide messenger RNA. RefSeq names its product BTB/POZ domain-containing protein KCTD1. The transcript is spliced from 6 exons. NCBI's taxonomy places the organism in Eukaryota, Metazoa, Chordata, Chondrichthyes, Chimaeriformes, Callorhinchidae. Gene Ontology annotation, biological process: protein homooligomerization; negative regulation of DNA-templated transcription. Gene Ontology annotation, cellular component: nucleus. The coding region runs from base 161 to 1729 and encodes 522 amino acids. The record is from RefSeq and is a predicted model, not a curated record. Gene Ontology annotation, molecular function: transcription factor binding; transcription corepressor activity.